CACGGGUCGCUGCCGAUAAGAGGCGGUGCCAGCUGCCCGCCCUCCCUCCUCCCGAGCACGGUUUCCGUGAGCUGCCCGGCGCUGCCAGAGGCGGGGCGCCCCGCCAUCUCCUCAAACCGCCUCAGAAGGCAGGUCAGGCGGGCGGGCCGGCGAGCGAGGCGGCGGCCCCGUGUCCCUGGGCCCUCAGCCUGCGGAGGAGCGUCGCCCACGCUCAGCAACAUGGCGGGCGGGCGCUGCGGCCCGCUGUGGACUGCGCUCCUGAUCGCCUGGGUCGCGGCGUUGGCCGUUGCCGAGGGCCCUGAGCAGGCCCUGGUGCCGGCGGAGCCGAGCCGGGUACAGCCCAUGACCGCUUCCAACUGGACGUUGGUGAUGGAGGGCGAGUGGAUGCUGAAAUUUUAUGCCCCGUGGUGUCCAUCGUGCCAGCAGACUGAUUCUGAAUGGGAGACCUUUGCAAAGAAUGGUGAAACUCUUCAGAUCAGUGUGGGGAAGGUGGAUGUCAUUCAGGAACCAGGUUUGAGUGGCCGUUUCUUUGUCACCACUCUCCCAGCCUUUUUUCAUGCAAAAGAUGGGAUAUUUCGCCGUUACCGAGGCCCAGGAAUCUUUGAAGAUCUACAGAAUUACAUCUUAGAGAAGAAAUGGCAGUCAGUUGAGCCUCUGACUGGCUGGAAGUCCCCAGCUUCACUAACGAUGUCUGGAAUGGCUGGUCUUUUUAGCAUCUCUGGCAAGAUUUGGCAUCUUCACAAUUAUUUCACAGUGACCCUUGGAAUUCCUGCUUGGUGUUCUUAUGUCUUUUUCAUCGUUGCCACUUUGGUUUUUGGCCUUUUCAUGGGUCUGGUCUUGGUGGUAAUAUCAGAAUGCUUCUAUGUACCACUUCCAAGGAAUUUAUCUGAACAUUCUGAGCAAAAUCAGAGAUCAGAGGAGGCUCAGGGAGCUGAACAUUUACAGGAUGCAGAAGAGGAAAAAGAUGAUUCCAAUGAAGAAGAAAAUAAGGACAGCCUUUUAGAUGAUGAAGAGGAGAAAGAAGACCUUGGUGAUGAGGAUGAAGCAGAGGAGGAAGAGGAGAUGGACAAUGUGGCUGGUGGUGUGGAUGAGGAGAGGAGUGAUCCCAACAACCAGGGGCUUCUGACAGAGGCCAGUGUGGCCCAGGAGGAAGUUGAAUCUGAGGAGACUAAAGGAGACACCACUGGAAAACCCUCCUCAGCUGACACAGAGGUAGCAGAAGACUCACUGAGACAGCGCAAGAGUCAGCAUGCCAAUAAGGGACUGUAGAUUUUAUGACACUUCCCUCUGGUCUGCAGUUUAAACCAAAUCCUUAACUUUUCCCUGAAUGAGCAAGCUUCUCUCUUAAAAGAUGGCCAGUGGUCAUAUGGUUGCAUGGCAGUAAGCUUCAUGUAUUCUGUCUAAGGACAAUCUUUCAGACAUGACAAUCAGGAGACAGAAAACCAGUGGUGUUAGGAUCUGUCUGGGGACUUGGGAAAGGAGCAAGUUAAUUUACUUGGCUAGAGAGUCUUAACCAGAAGAGGCAACCCCUUCCCUCAUUAGCGCUUUCUAGAGACAAGGCUGCGGGGCCCCCAAAUGAAAGCAAAGCAGCCUUCACUCUGAGCAUCUUCGAAGUGCAGCAGAGUGCUUCCUUUCUGUGUCGUAGGUAUUUGUUUUUGUCAAAGUGUACAAACAUCAGGCACCACUGUGCGUGGACACCACUUUAACUGUGAGGGCCCUGGAUAUAAUUUUAGGAAAGAGCUUGGAAGUCACCCAAGCCCUUGAAAUCUCCUUUGUUAUGUUUUAUUUCUUACCUGUAUUUCUCCAAGUUCUUUACUAUAGCCUCCAAAGUCUCACAUUCUUCACAAUUAUUCCUUAGUGAGAGGACUCAGACAGCAACUGGGUCAACAGCCACCACGUUUAUUCCAGCUUAAAGGUUUAGAUAAUCUGUAAGUAACCAAAGUCCAUGAAGCUGACUGCCAAGCAUCUCGAAUGAAAUGGGGUAACCUUCGGAGAUUCGGGAGGAAGUAAGGAUUUUACAGAACAGAUUAAAAAAAGAUUUUGGCCAACAUGUGGUAGUUUUUUUUUUUUUCUUUCAAAAAAUUUCUAUAGCACUUUUUUUUUUUUAAAGCCAGAAGUGCUUUAAAUUUUGCCAGUACAAGGUAGUCUUGUGAAGAAAACUUGAAUGCUCUGUUGUUUUGUUUUUAUCUCAAGGAGUUCCCUGGCUCUUGAAACACUUUAAUAACUGCAAAACCAUUUCUGGUUUUCCUUCAGUGAUGUGCUUUUGGUGAAAAAAUUAAUGCAAGUCAAUACUGGGAAGUGAAAGAUUUGAUUUUAUUUCCAUCUUCCUUAAUCUUCUAGAGAAUUGUAUCUUUGUAAAUCUCUCAGUAUUGAAUCUACUAUAAGUACCCACGGAGCCAAAUUUCUUUUACAAAUCCAUCCAUCUACUUCUCUCAUACCUGAUUUAUAUGUUAGAAUAAAUUCAUAAAGUUAGAUUCCAAGCAUAUGAAAGAUGCCUGAAGUCAAUCCUAUGCCCCUUGGGUCCAGACAGAAAAAUGAGUACAGGUUUAUGAAAUUCAAGAAGUUUCUGUCAUCAUUAAAAAGGAACGUGUAAUGUAUUUCUAUCUGGACACCCUGCGAAUAUGAGGCUCGUUCAUGAGCAGGGUUCUGAAACUCUCUGCCCUUUGCUAAGCUGCUGCAAAGCUUGCACAAUGGAGCUUCUUAUUCUGACAAUCAAAACUUAAGAGACUAUGGUUAUUUUUCAUCUUUCCAACUCAGUUAACAAUCUCAUCCUCCAGCACAGUGAAGGUGAAGCUUAGGAGCUUCCAGGAAUGUGCUCAUAGAUGGCACUGUGGUGGACUAGGAGAGCCUUGACAUGUGCCCAUUAUCUGCCCUCAUGUUCCUGCCCCCUACAUCCUCACCCCAAGUGCCAUAUAUAGGCUUUUCUAGAUUAGAGCUGAGCUGCACUUGCCUCUCAUCACUACAAUUCUUUCUCUCACAACCAACUGAAAGUUUUAAAAGAAUAAUGAGUUCAAGUUUAGGGUUAGAGAAUAUACAAAGGUUUCGUAGUUUGGCUUUUUCAUAUAAUGCCCCCAUCCUCAAGGUUUUUUUAGUGGAAUAUUUGACUAGAGGAAAGUCGUGAAGAAAUAUAAUCUACCUUGUUGCUUAUGCACACAAGGCCAGUUUCCAGUUGUUUCCUAAAUAAUACCUAAUUCUAUAACAACAAAAACAAAAACGGAUUUGCAGUACUUCACAAAGUUAGAAAGUGGGGACAGAACAUCUUGGAGAAGACGAUUCAGUAAAAGUUUAAGUAUCUGUCCAUGGGAACCAUUUUUCCUUUAACAUUCUGGCAAAAAGAUUUUCCAGCAAAUGGCCUAAGUAUACAUCUAAUUUAAUUUCUUUCCAAUUGAAGCUUUUGUUUGUUUUCAAUACUUAAUGAGUAUAAAACUAAAUGAAAAAGGCAACCUAAAAUAAUUUAAAUUUAAAAUUCACUCAGCAUUUCAAUAGGACAUUGGGAUUUUCCUGUUGAUAAUAAAUUUAAUCUAGGUGUCAAGUGCAUGGAAACAUGAUUUUGCUUUAAAAAAUAAACAGCCAUGCUUCCUUCUAUUGCACCAUCAGUCAUUUAAUUAUAGAAUAGUAUUUUAUGUAAAUUAAAAUUGGAUGAAUGAAGUAAAAGUAAUGAUUGUGAAAUGGGAGUAUACAACGGUUUAUGUGUGUGAGUAGUUGGAGCAGGGUGACAUCAUUGACGAGAAGUAAUUCAGAAAUUACCUUUUUAUUGGUAUCUUUUGUUAUUGCUGUCUUGAUAGAUCUGCAGCCAAGCCAGUGUGCUUGGAGAUCUCAUACGGCAGCAAGGCGCAUACAGUUCCUCUUCUUCCUUUCCCUUGGAGGUAUUACCUUUGAAUGGGUAAGGACAGGCCUAUUCAGUUCAUGGGUUGUGCACUGCAUAGCUGCACUAACAGCCUUAUCUUGUGAAUACAAUAUCUGUCAGCCAAAAAUAAUCACUGGAGUAAAAAGUAAACAAGGGUGGCUAGAUUGAUUUUUUUACAGUCAAGAAAGCCACAGUUUGACUUUUUAUGGCCAGAAUUCCUUGUUGUUAGCUUUGAUGUUGCUACAUGAUUUGAGUAUAUGUUAGUCUGCAAAGCUAAUCCUGUAACAUCUUUGGGGUAGAUGAUGCUAUAUAGGGCCAGGGAUUUAGCUCAGUGGUGCUGCCGCCUGCCACACAAGCACAAGGUCCCAAGUACUAUCCCCAGUACCAAAAAAAAAGGCUCUAAAAAAUGCUAUAUAAAGGGAGUCUUACAUAGACUUUAUUAGUCCCACAGGUAUGAAGCUGGUACAGUACAUUGCUUUAUAGGAUGGGAAGCAUUCAAGAGAUAAAAAGGUUGAGAAGGGUAAACCUGAGAUUUCAGCAUGUGGUCUUUGAAGUGAAGUGAGAGAAAGAAAGGUACUUGUGGUUUUGCUGGUGUGCAUCAGUAGAUAGUCUGUCUUUCAUCUCUGUGUUACAGAGUUUCUCUUGCCAAUAUUAUAGAUGUAUGGUAGAACCAUCCUGUCAGAAAUACCAACAUUUUGGAAAGUAUUCAUGUAAAUCUUUUGUGCCAACAAAAAAGUUCCUUCUUAUGUAGUAUCUUUACCUCAGUCUUACAUUUUGAUCCUCUUGAGAAGCUUACAGCUUGUCUUGCAAAAGCCAAAUAAUGGGGUCAUCAAGUCUGAUGAAACCUGAUGGGGCAGUUUUUUGAACAAAGUAAGAAGUUCCAUUGAUAGCUUCUGCUGGGGAUGUGGCCUUCAGAUGAUGUAUUCUCAGCCAAGUUUUAUGCAGACUGUAACAUUGUAUAUACGUUACUUGUACAACUUUGACAUGUUUUUGUGUAAUCGUUUGUUACCAGACAGCUUUUUCGUGAAAAUGCAAUUUUUAUACUAAAGACAUUGUUUAUUUGUACUGUAAUACAUUAUGUUUGUUAUUUAUAUUUCUUGUAAUAGUCUGGAUUAUUUAGCCCAGUGCAUUUAAUUAUUUUUCUGUGUAUUCUUUGCUUCCUCAAAUAGCAUGUGCAGCAACUGAAAUGAGAAAUCAAGAUACUGUUUUAAGCAAGACAUUGCCUGAAUUACAGAUCAUCUGAUCACAGAAUUGUACAUAAUUCUUGAUCCCAUAUGGUUUCAUUUUAUUGUAAAUUUCCAUUUUCAUCAAAACAUAAUGAUAGUAAUGACUAAGUAAAAAGAAAAUGAUGUAUUGCUUUUCGUAUAAGUAUUUUCACAAAAACCAUUUGCCUAGGCAGUUAAAAUAUUACUUUGUUAAAAAAUA
Heterocephalus glaber (naked mole-rat) is the source of this 5272-nucleotide messenger RNA. It is a transcript of the gene Tmx4, whose product is annotated as thioredoxin related transmembrane protein 4. The record is from RefSeq and is a predicted model, not a curated record. Lineage: Eukaryota; Metazoa; Chordata; Mammalia; Rodentia; Bathyergidae. Gene Ontology annotation, cellular component: endomembrane system. Gene Ontology annotation, molecular function: disulfide oxidoreductase activity.